This is a messenger RNA of Paramecium octaurelia, 2702 nucleotides long. The record is from the annotation of a GenBank genome assembly. Lineage: Eukaryota; Ciliophora; Oligohymenophorea; Peniculida; Parameciidae.
AUGGAACAAAAUACUAAAACUAACUAAGAAUAUGUAAUGGAAUCUUGUUUAUUUUAGUUUAAAAAACUGAUGCUGAUACGCAAGAAAAUGAAUGAUGUGAAGGCUGAUCAGAGUCCCACUGUGAUUAAAUACCUGGUGAGAAGAAAGAGUGCUGACGAAAUUCAGGUACCAUUGCAUGAUGUCGAAUACAACAAUCAACCAGAAAGGAAAAACGUGCUGUACUUUAAGAACUUCCAAAAGGUGACAAUAGAUCCGCAUAUAAAAUUGGAUGAAAUCAAUGAAGAAAAAUGGACAAUCAUGACCAAUAAUUAUAAAUCACUCAUAGAGAGAUCUCGUUAAAGCGUUUAAAGACAUAAUGAGAGUGGUUAGAGUCUAUUCCAUAAUAAGGAACCACGUAAGAUGUAAUUCAUUACAAGAAGAUAGUCAAUUGAAUAUCGAUUACGUGAAAUUACUACUUCUACCAGCAAUCACACUUCAGUCUCACCUCUGAAAUUGACUACUCAAUCCAAUGUCAAUCCUUCAGUAGACCCCACUUAUGCUCGAUUCAAAAAAUAUUAUUAAAGAAUUGGCAUUCCCACCGAUAGUCCCAUUAAAUUGAGACUAUAAAGGAUGAUGUCCAUUCCAAUGGCACCUCAAAAGAAGAAAGACAAAAGUACUUAUUCAACGAAUUCUCAAAAUCGUUCUCCUUCUCCAGUUUCUAAGAUUCUGAACACAAAAGCCAAUAGUCAAUUGUAAUACCUCAAAGAAAUCAGAGAGAUAUGUUCCAUAGCCUCCAACUAUCAUGCAGAGGUUAAACAAGAUGAAAGAAAUCAGAUUUAACAUGCAAGUUAAUAGGUUGGAUACAUCUAAGCUGAAUUCAAUAAAUUUCACAACAUGUUGACAUCGGAUUUAGAAACUGUCAAUUUCAUUGAUGAUAAAAAGUGAUUAUUAUAAAUAAUGAAUAAUUUACUAUAUUAAUUUUAGACUAUUGGCUUUGCAUGUGAUAAAGAAUACCAUAAGGGAAUGAAAGAAGUUAAGAGACGAUUCCAAGAAAUCAACCAAUUUAAAAAGAAGGCACUGAAGGAUUUUAAUAAUGUGGAUAAUGUAAUAAAUUCCAUUAGUGACAUUAUUGAGAAAAGGAAAAGAGAACCUCUGAGCAAAUCCAUUGAUUGCACUUCCUUUCCCAACACCAAAUAAUAGAGACUACAAUCGUGUCUCAAUAAAAUGGGCUAAAUAGAUUACGAUUAAUAACAACUAGAUAGAGAAUCUGGAAUCAGAACUGCUAGCAUCUUUUCUGAUCGAAUUGCUGCCGUACUACCAUAAAAGGAACUGGCUGAUAAAGAAUUGAACCAAGAAUUAGCUAUCAAUUGUCAUUUGCAUGACACUUCUAAAUUCGGAUAAAUUAUGGAAUAAGCCUUGCUUCUACAUUCCUUCCACAAGGACUGUAGUGAAAAGCUUAAUCAAAAUCUAAGUUUAUUGGAUCCCAACAAUUUUAAAACCAGAAGGGAGAGGGCUAAGUUCCAAUAUAGAAAUGAAAUGAAUUAAAAGAGCAUCUAAGCUUAGGAAUAUUACAUGAAAAAAUUUCAAUUAGAACACAUGAGAUUAAAGGAUAGAUUAAUAGACUCUGAUCAAAAAACACUUAUCGAUCAUAAGUAUGGUUAAGAUAGAAAUAAGGGAUCUAAAAGUGCAAAAAAUAGGAAGAGAAUUCAAUAAGUAACAGAAAAAAUUAAUAGAAAUAAAAUAGUUGUUAUCUAAAAUUUAUUUAAAUCAGGACAUGAUCAAAAAUCCCAAAAAGCAGAAGAAGUACUUAGGUUCUUAGAAUUGUAUUCAAAAGUUGAUCGAGAAAAUAAUUAAGUAUUUAGUUAAAUAAUUGAAAUCAAUGGUUAAUUUUCAAUGAAAAUUGAAUUGUAUUUGAGGAAGAUUUUCUUCAAAUUCUCCAAUUAAGAGUGUGAUGAUUUAAAUGAACUGUACAAGUAUAUAAAUUUGUCAGGUUAUCUUGAAUGUUUUCGUCUGUCCCAUCUGGACAUUGAAGACAAAGAAUUGAUCACUGUUUAUGAGAACAAUGUGAAGAUUUAAAAUUCGGAUAAGGAUCGAGGAAUGAAUUUUACUUUUUUCAGAGAUUCUCUAAUUGAUGUUGCAAAUUGCAUUUCUUUAUUGCCCAGCAAAGAGGAAAAGCUACAUAGGUAACUCUCUUAAUUUAUAAGUGUAGAUUGGUGGAGGAAUACCUUUUGGAAAUUUAUAAUCAAGUGCUUGAUUAAAAUGAAAUUCGAGUACUCACAAUUAAAUCUUAUUAAGUGUUCAAUGGUCUAUUCUUUCCGCUGAUACAAAAACUGUUUCUUAUGUAUGGUCAAUCAAUAUAGAAUUACAACUUCCAUGAUCAAAGACUUAAUUUGGACAAGAUUAUUUUGGUGUUUAUGCAAAUAAAGGUGUUUCCACAAAAGUUCAGCAAACAAUUCAUAAGACAUCAUUAUUGUUAUUGUGCUGAACAGGAUGAAGGAUUAAAUGUGAAUGAAUUUCAGCAUUUCAUAAACAUCAUGGCUUUGAGUCAAAGCAAGCGCAUUUCGAUUAGUAGGGAACUCAACAAUAUCAUACAGUAUAACCAAUAUAAGUUGGCAUCGAAGUUCGAAGAUAUAAAUGAAUACGAGUAAAAAAUAUUCAGGAAAAUAAUGAUAUUUUAUUUUCAUAGUGAAUUCUUAAAUUUAUAAAAUGUUGAAUAAGAUUGA